This is a messenger RNA of Rhagoletis zephyria (snowberry fruit fly), 1836 nucleotides long. RefSeq lists its product as uncharacterized. NCBI's taxonomy places the organism in Eukaryota, Metazoa, Arthropoda, Insecta, Diptera, Tephritidae. The record is from RefSeq and is a predicted model, not a curated record.
AUGAAUAUAUCACAAUUGCUCAUCAGCUACAACAACAAGUCGGGUGAGCAGAAUAAUCACGCUAAUAUCGUAGCCGCCAAGGCGAUCAUGGAAGUUAUACAAAAUCAACUGCUUAAUCUCGCAACAUUCUUUACGUUUACAAUAAGUUGUGGUGAUAAGCACACUUGCGCUUACCACAACAAUCUCAUGCAGAAACUAUUUCACAUGUUGGGACUGUCGGCUGUGCAAUUUCUGGUACGCCAUGCAAAUUCAAAGAUACAUGUGUCAGGCAAAAGAAAUUUCAAUCUCAUUCUGAUUGAUUCAUUCAAGUCAUUUCGUGAUAUCGACAUCGCCUCCUAUAUAGAGGCUAACAAUUACAACGAGUACUACUAUAUUUUCAUACAAAUACGCGAUCACCUUUUGCUCAAUGAACUGCGUCAGAUAUUUAAAUAUUGUUGGGACAAUUCUAUGAUCAAUUGCAGUGUGCAAUCGCAAGAUGCGCAUGGUGAAAUAUUUGUUCAUUCAUACUUACCAUUCCAUGCGAAUUCUUGUAGCUAUUUAGAGCCGGUGCUUGUAAGUCGUUUUAAUGGUUCUGCAUUCGUAAAUCCCGAACUGUUUCCAAGCAAGUUAACCAAUUUGUAUGGUUGCGUUGUAAGAGCGGCGCUUUGGCAUGCACCACCGUACGUUUACUUGGACACAGACUCUCGCGGUGAAAGUCGCAUUGUAAGCGGCUUUGAAGGAUAUUUAUUACGUUUAUUGGCAGAGCGAUUAAAUUUCACCAUCGAUAUUAAAGUUCCUUUGAGAGGCGUCAAGUGCGGAAGUAUGGCUCAGCGCGCCGUUGGACUCGAUAUGGUUAAACAUCGAGUAGUUGACCUCACCUUGGGUGGCUUUGCUCAAUCGUCGCAACUUUACGGUAGGCUCUCGCACGUUUCAAGCUACUAUCAAACCCGACAGAUAAUGGCCGUAGCGAAAGCAGCAUAUCGUUUAACUUCGAAAGAAAUGAUCAUUAGCCCUUUUGAUUGGCUCAUUUGGCUGUUAAUUUGGUUUGCUUGCACAGUUUGCCGCGUUUUGCAUUAUCUGAUGAGCAAAUAUUGUACCAGAGCAAGCCGUGGCAGUAAACAACCGUUCUUAAACUUUCUAGCAAUAAUGCUCGGCUUGCCAACAACUUAUACGCCGGAUGCUUCGUGCCAACGUCUUCAUUUCACAGCUUGGCUUUUAUUUACGCUGAUUUCGCGCGCCAUUUAUCAGGGCAUACUUUUCUCCUAUAUACAUGGCGAUAUUAUAGUACCACCGCCCACCGAUUUCAAAGAUCUUAUUGACCAAAACUUUACAACUGUAAUGACGGCUAGCAAUCAAGUGUAUCUCACCGAUGUAAUGCAAUUAGAUGCCUUGCCCUCGGUUAUAUUGACGUCCUCGGAUGAGUUGAGUGCGUUUGAAUACAUUUUAGAGAAACACCAACGUGAUUUCGUUGCUGUUGGAACUGUAGAUAUUCUAUACUUAUAUCGUAGGGAAUACAAUCAGGCUGGAGUUUUUGUUGUAAUGAACGAUGAUCUUAUUGAUUUGCAGAUAACAAUGUAUUUGUCAAAGCAUUCAUUUUUUACGGCACAAUUUGAGGCGGAAAUUUGGUGGAUGCGCUCGGCGGGCUUGGUGGAAGGCUGGGUCAGUAAAGUUUUGGGAAAACAAAAUACGGUGAAGAUAAUUAACGAUUUUGAUGCAGAUUUGGGUAUUGAGGAUUUGUAUGCUUGCUUUGCAAUACUUGCUUUGGGCUUAGGCCUGUCAAUGGUGGUAUUCAUUUUGGAAUACUUGUCUCCUCGUAUACAGUUUUUAAGAAGAUGGUUGCUGAAGUUACAUGAUUGA